Molecule: messenger RNA, 3179 nt
Organism: Myripristis murdjan (pinecone soldierfish)
Lineage: Eukaryota; Metazoa; Chordata; Actinopteri; Holocentriformes; Holocentridae
Gene: firrm
Product: fignl1 interacting regulator of recombination and mitosis
Exons: 25
Coding region: 207-2960 (917 amino acids)
Source: RefSeq, a predicted model, not a curated record
CCGCGCGCGUUAUGACUGCUAAAGCACUGCUAUGAUGUUGUAUACGUUUUCCCUCGCUGUCUUUUGCACUUUUAACCGCUAACAAAAGUACAAAAUCAGGUGUAAACAGAAGUUGUAAUGUAAGAACUCCGAACUAGGAAUUCAUAUUUUUGAAUAGAGACGAACGGCUUGUGGUUCUGCUGCUCUGACCUGGUCCUGCUGGCAGUAUGUCUCAGACCACUCUGCUGGAGGAGGUUCUGCAGUGGAGUCAGGACACCUGUCGCCAGGAGCUCAAAUCUGUCUUGCCCAAACUCACCUCUUUGCAUCAUGAGUCUGAGAGCUGGGAUGAUCACAUACGUAUACUGAAGAUAAUCACAGACAUGUUCCUCCCUCAUAUUGGUUUGUCAGAGCUGGAGAAUGAGUGUUUCUCUAAGGUCCUACCAAAGGUGGCCAAAAUGUUUGACAAGCUAUUGGAAGAGAUCUCAAACCAAGUUGCAGGCCUGUCCAGUCAAAACACAGAAGUGCGGACCCUACUAAGGAACAUUCUGCAGGCAAUGGUGCAGAUAAUAGAUGCCUUGUCCACUUGUGUGCGUCAUGUUUGCUCAUUUGAGGAAGCUCCUGACCUGGAUGCCAUCCGCUCCCUACCCUCUUGCAUCCUCAAAGUUCUGAGGGACACUUUCCAGCACUGCAAGGAGAGCGAGGUGGUUUACUGUGGUCGCCUGUCCCUGGUGGCUGACCUGCUGCAGGGCCUCUUCAGGGAAGCCUACUCCCUCCAGAAGGGCCUGAUGGAGAUGCUGGACAGGAUGUCCCUCAACAGUAAUGCCUCAGAGGAGGAGGUCUCUGACAUUGUCACAGUGAUUCACAGCCUUCUGGACAUCUGCUCUAUCAUCUCCAACCUGGACAUCGCCCUGCAUGCCAACACAUGGAGAUUCAUCAUCAAACAGAGUUUAAAGCACCAGUCUUUGGUGGAGGAACAUCUCCGUCACGGUGACAUCAGCAGAAGCCUGUGUGAUAACCUGCUUGCCUCCUUCAGCAGCUGCCUGGAGCUGGCUGAACAGAUGAAACAUGCUGGGCUACAGGAUGCGACACAAAGCCCAGAAUACAAGCUGUUCCAAAAAACCACAAAGAUGUGCAGAUUCUUUGCCAACACUUUAGUUCAUUACAUAAAGGAAUUCAACUCUUUUCUGACAAAGUACUGUAGCAGCUUUCAUCAACUCUACCUCCAGGUCAUCAGCAAGUUUCCUCCGAGCUUGUGUGCUCCAGUGCUGCCUUCCCGUUUGUCGGAGGAGCUGAAAGUGGCGGCGCUGGUUCCUAUGGAAGCCCUGCUGUCCCAGCUGAUGCCCCUGCGGCCUUUCGCUGAGGCCGUCCUCCAGCAGGACCAGCGUUUUAGUCCUGAGUGCGAGCUUCCUCAGUGUCUUCUGCUGGUGAGCGUCUUGGGUCAGUUGGCAUCCCAACCAGAGGAGGUGCUGCAGCUUUGGUACAAAGGCAGCCAGUUCUCAGAAGAGACACCUAGGCUCCCUCUCUUCCAGGCUGUGUUUGAUAGUUUCCGGCGUUGCUGUGUUGAGCGUAACGUACCGGUGCUGUUGCCAGGGGUGAUGAUGAAGGGUCAGGCCCAGAGCAAGGUCACUCUGCACCACCACGUUUGUGUACAGCUCUGUGCCAAUGUGGCUGCACUCCCCAACGGGUACUUCACCAUGCUGGAACAUUGUUUGCUUAAGGCUGUGCUGCAGACUGAUACUCAGACUGCUCUGCUGGCUACAGAUGUGUGGUGCUUCACAGCACGGUAUGGGACAGCAGAACUUUGUCUACAUCAUGUCCUCCUCAUUGCUCAACUGGUGAAAACAUGUACCAGUGAGUGUUACCAGUUGUCCCACCUGGGCCUGCUGCUCAGACGCAUGGUGUUCCUCAUGACACCGAACCACCAGAUGGAACUGGUGGAGCGUUUUCCACCCUCGCAGAUGGAGAACCUUGCAGUGUGGCGUCAUAUCCUCCUCAGAGCUCUUUCCCAUGACACUUGCCUCCAUAUAGUGACAGACGUCAUCGCACUCUCUCAAAAAGUCCUGACUGACUGGCAGAAUGGAGGAUACAAACUGGGACAAGUGGACAAAGUGAACACGGUGCUGUUAUCCCUCCUAAUGGUGGUUCGAGUGGAAUCGUCCUCCGAGGAACAGUGUGUGUUGUCUGCACUGAGGAUGGCCACACAGCUGUGGCUGCGAAUGUGUCCCAACCAGGUGCAGACCUAUCCUGUGCUCCAGCAUACCCUGCAGCUGCUCCUGUUGAUAUCAGCCACAUUAGUGAAAAGCCUUGAACCUCAAGUCAUUGUCCAGGCUCUGGUGUGUGUGGCUGCUCUGGUGCCUCACAAGUGUGCGGAUGAGGUGGUGCUGGCUGCUUUGGAGUUCCUAGCCUCCCUUGGGAAAGUCUUUGUCCCUCAUGACAGUCAGAAUCAGAUUCUGCCCAGGCUGAGCAGUCUGUUUGGAGUUCUGCUAGCUGACAGAUCCUGGCUGCUUCAUCAACACGCCCUGGAAGCCUUUUCUCACUUUGCAGAGAUCACAAACCAUGAGGAGGUGAUCUCGCAGAGCUUGACUGUCGAAGAAACCAAAACCAAACUGGUGAAUUACCUCAGCAAGACUGUUAAUGCACAGGAAGAUGUGGAGUCACGGUUAGACAGACUCAAGUUGGAGACUCCCGUUAUUAAGCAACACAAUGAGAGACUGGAGACAAAAAAGGAAACUGCUGCCGACAAGCUGGCUGCCGAGGCUGCUGCUGAUUCAGAGCCGUGCCCAAAGCGAGCUCGGCAGGAGACCAGUACAGAGGAAGAGUACAGCCGCUACAUCCACACAGCUGAGAGCGCUCUGAAGGCCCUGCAGGCUCUCGCCAAGGGCGAGGCCAGCACUGCUGCCCCACCUCCUCAGUGGCUGGUAUCCAGACUACAGGAACUGCAGACUCUGAUAUCUCAAAUCAGCACAGCCCAACAAACCUAGCAGCUGUUGUUUUUCCAGCACCAGACCAACUGUUAGUUUUAUUUUCUGUGGAAAAUCUAUUAAAGCACUGUGUGUAGGCUAGUUCAAGUCUGUGUACCAUAUGCUGCUGUUUAUAUUUGUGUUUCCAUUCUCAAUUUUAAAUGGUUUAUACAGGAAAGGCCUCAGUGUAUAACUGAAAUCUAAAUGUUUAUUAAAAUUUAUUACAUUUGAUAACAGGCA